UGCCGUCAGGGAGCCGGGAAAGCGUCGGCGACGCCCCGCCCUUAAGCGGGAGCCAAUCCUGAGAAGCCGAGGGACGACCCCGGAAGCGAGGUCCGCGACAGCGAUGUUUCCUUUCUUUAAGAUCUUGAUGGAUAAAAUAAAGCAGACAUAAUUCAUCUCUAGAAAGAUUAUUUAUACCCUGGCAUUUGAAAUGUUUUAUAUUUAGUGUCAUAGGAAAAAUGGAAAGAGGGAAAGUAAAUAGUGAUGGAAAACCAGACCCAGAAAAUUCCCUGGACUUUUCUGAACACUUUAACCAGCUUGAAUUGUUGGAAACACAUGGGCACCUUAUUCCCACUGGUACCCAAAGUCUCUGGGUAGGGAAUUCUGAUGAAGACGAGGAACAAGAUGAAAAAACUGAAGAGUGGUAUCAAUUGCAAGAAAAAAAGAUGGAAAAAGAUCCAAGCAAAUUGCUUCUUUGGGCCGCAGAAAAAAAUCGGCUUACUACAGUGCAGAGACUACUGUCUGAAAAGGCCACCCAUGUGAACACUAGAGACGAAGACGAAUAUACCCCUCUCCAUCGAGCAGCCUACAGUGGACACUUAGAUGUGGUACGCGAGCUGAUUGCACAAGGGGCAGAUGUCCACGCGGUGACUGUGGAUGGCUGGACGCCGCUGCACAGUGCCUGUAAGUGGAAUAACACCAGAGUCGCUUCUUUCUUACUCCAGCAUGAUGCAGAUAUCAACGCCCAAACAAAAGGCCUCCUGACCCCCUUACACCUCGCCGCCGGGAACAGGGACAGCAAAGAUACCCUGGAGCUCCUCCUUAUGAACCGCUACAUCAAACCGGGUCUGAAGAACAACUUGGAAGAAACGGCCUUUGAUAUUGCUAGACGGACAAGUGUCUAUCACUACCUCUUUGAAAUUGUGGAAGGCUGCACAAAUUCUUCACCUCAGCCAUAACGGUUCUAAUGAUCCUCUGACGUUUCCAAGUACCAGUGCCUCCUUUGUGUGAGAUAGGACAUAUGCCCAUGAUACAAAGUUGACAUCAAAAGUUUUGCGACAGAAAAUCAGUGGUACACAUUCGAAUGCCCUUCCCAGUGAAAUGCCUAACCUUGAUGUCAAAAUGUAUUUGAAAGUUGUUUGGAUAUAACUUUACUGAUCUAUGUGGACUUUGUAAUUUUUAUCAGAAAUAAUUUUAACAUGCUUCUACUUAACAACUUGUAACGGGUUGUACAGAAAAACUAAUGAUAUUUUUGGUGCUGAUCCAAGAGAAGUGUAUUUUUAAAUACCACCACUUCGUGCAGUAUUUAGUAUAUUGACAUGUAUUUUUAUAAGGUGAGGUAACUCAGAAUUUAAUUGAAAAAUCUCAAGUAUACUGGUGCGGUUCAGCCAUCUUCUCCACAUCACAAUAGCCAUUUGCUUUCAUUUUAAAUGGUAAGAACUCACUUAGUGACUUGAAUGGUCACAAGUUUAAAAAAACAUUAAAGAAGCUUAGAUCUUUAUCUUUUUAGAGUGUUAGUUAGUUUAGACAAAGUAGUUAACUAAAGUGUUUAGCCCGUGAAUGUUACAUAACUGCCUCCGCGACCACAGUUCACACAAUCCUGUGGACGGCCCUACCUCACCCUGGUCAACCCACACGAUCCUUCUUCCAUUGGUUGAGUCGGCGUGACUUUUUAGACAUGCGCACAACUCUACCUUGGUCCAAGAGAUCGUACUAUAUGUGCUCGCCAACCGGUUUUACCUGCCUAAGCCUGGUGUUUGGGGCACCGCUCAGAUGGUCUUUCUAGUUCACAGGAAGUCUCGGUUUUCCAAGGUCGUCCUUUUAUAUGAAUCCUACAAAGGCAAAGAGACGAGGGAAAAGGAAUUCGAAGAGUGAAGGGAUGAUGAUUAUAUUGGGGCUAGAUUAUAAGUGGCUCAGGUUUUAAAAAAGCCACAAUGUGGAUAGAGACACAAGCAUAAAUAGAAAUAUUCAGAAAAAAAUAAAAGUUUUGAACAAAAAAAGUGAUACCAAUUCUCUCUCUUUCUCUCUCUCUCUUUUUUUUUGAUCAGCACAGAUCUUCCUUGGAUACAUAACCUAUGUAUUCAUCGAACAUAUAUUGAUUAACUACUGUCUCAGUCUCUCUAGCAGGAGUUUCCCACUGACCACCUACCCUUUCUGUGACUAUUCCUGAAGUGUUGUCGCUUAACUUCUUAACACCAGAACUGACAUGCUAUAGGAAGGAAACUAAACCAAUGGGCCUUUCUUCAGUUGUUUAUUCACCAAAGUUUGUCUCUUUGAGCCAAUCCAUGUGAGCCAAUCACUAUGGACUAAUAAUGUUACUUAAUCAAAUAUGUUUGGUGGUUUUGGGGUUAAAAAAAAAAAUUGAAUCAUAUCAGAAAAGUUAAUUAGGAACUGAAUCAUCAUGACAAACAGGAUUCAAGAAUUAGGAUAGCUUUAAUUAUUCUGUGGUCUCUGGCUAGGAGAUGCCUCAGUUUCAGAGUACCAAUGUCUAUGAAAUGUACUGGGCGCCUGGGUGGCUCAGUCAUUGAAGUAUCUGACUCUUGAUUUUGGCUCAGGUCAUGAUCUCAGGUGAGAUUGAGCCCUGUGUUGGGCUCUGUGCUGGGCAUGGGGCCUGCUUAAGAUUCUCUCCCUCUCCCUCUGCCUUUCCCUCUUCCUGUAUAGGCACACACUCUCUCAAAAAAAAAAGUGGCCCAGUUUGAGGAUACCAAAUGACAGGUACAGCUGACAGGCAGUGACAAUAGAAUAGGACCCCAUCUAUCCUAGCAGACUGCUAAACAAGCUACCUGCUUACCUGAAAGUUAGAGUCUGUGACUCCUUUCUUACUUUGGAAAUAAGUUGCAUCCAUGAUUUUACAUAAGCUCUCCACCUAAGUCUGGGGCCAAAGAGGCCUCCUUACUUACAAUAAGGAGCUGAGAUGUGACUCACUACUCCCUUGGUUUCAGGCCUUAACAUUCAACCAGUGCUGAGGAGCAAACUCCACAUAAAAGAGAAAUCCUUUCCAUCUCUGAGCACAGAAUUUGUGUUGUUUGCUUCCUUUGUACUUUUCCUUAGGAAAGUGUUUCCUAUCCACAGAAGGCAUUCACUAACCAUGCUUUUGACUCUUUUACUUACCUGUAUCUUCCACUUUGCUUUAAGAAACCUAAAAAAAAAAAACCCCAAAAAACAAAACAAAACUCGGUUUGCAAAGAAAAUUUUCUCUAAUCUGGGAGAGUUUAUUCGAAGACUGUUUUUCAUAACUGGCUUAAUUUUGAUUAGCUUAUAUGCUUAAGGAAAGGUGACUGUCAUUGUUUAAGGAGUACAUCAUAAUUCAUAGACUCACAAAUGAAAUGAGUUGGCUUUGCUCUUCUAAAUCUUAAAUAUGCUCCUGCGGGGAGCUCUCUGACCCACUACCUACCAUGGUGAUGGGAUGUAGACUUUAUUCUACGGAUGCAUUCAUUUAUUUCUCUUCAUUGGCAUCUAUUAUGACAAAAAUCCAAACGCCUCCAUUCCUGGAAACACUAUAUCCCAUUUUCAAAGGUCCCUUUCAGGCAUCAGAGGUCUCCAACCAAUGGGAAAAACCGAAGUUGGGGGA
Molecule: messenger RNA, 3550 nt
Organism: Lutra lutra (Eurasian river otter)
Lineage: Eukaryota; Metazoa; Chordata; Mammalia; Carnivora; Mustelidae
Gene: ANKRD49
Product: ankyrin repeat domain 49
Exons: 4
Coding region: 219-938 (239 amino acids)
Molecular function (GO): protein binding
Source: RefSeq, a predicted model, not a curated record